Messenger RNA from Caenorhabditis briggsae, 153 nucleotides. The transcript is spliced from 2 exons. The coding region runs from base 1 to 153 and encodes 50 amino acids. The record is from RefSeq and is a predicted model, not a curated record. Lineage: Eukaryota; Metazoa; Nematoda; Chromadorea; Rhabditida; Rhabditidae.
AUGAACGUACUUCUUAUUUUUGUGCUCAUCCUAAGCUUCUUCAUGGUGUCGUCAGAAGCUCGUCGCUACCGUACCAAACUGGCCAACGAAACUCCAGAUCUUGGUGACUCGAAACCUUUCGGAACUUUCCGCAAGACUUCAUUCGAUCAUUGA